Fusarium venenatum is the source of this 753-nucleotide messenger RNA. Its product is annotated as Alpha/beta hydrolase fold-1. The record is from RefSeq and is a predicted model, not a curated record. NCBI's taxonomy places the organism in Eukaryota, Fungi, Ascomycota, Sordariomycetes, Hypocreales, Nectriaceae.
AUGUUCGAGAAACCAGUCAUUGCCAUCGUGCAAGGUGCUUGGCACCGCGCAAUCCACUACGAGGCAUUCGCUCAAUUACUGACUACCAAAGGCUUCACUGUCCUCCAGCCCGAUAACAUCUCAUCUGGAAACGUUGAUGAUAUCAAGGGCAAAACACAUAUGGAUGACAUGGAAGUCAUCAGAAAAGCACUCCAACCCUCUCUAGACGAGGGAAAGCAGAUUGUUCUGAUAUGCCAUAGCUACGGUGGUAUUCCGGGAUCUGCUGCUGUUGAAGGAUACCAACUCCACGAGCGAGAGGCAAAAGGUUUAUCUGGAGGAAUCAUGCAUGUAGUUUACGUCGCGUCUUUUGCACUUCCUGUCAAAGGACUAUCUCUUCUAGCUGCUGUUGGAGGAACAUUCGGUCCUUUCUUGGACAGAACUGACGAUGCUUUGUAUCUGAAUGAGGGAGCAAAGGAUACCUUUUACAACGAUCUCCCUUCUGAAGAAGCAGGCAAGGCUCUAUCAGCAUGUGCUCUCCAGAGCACGGCAAGUCUUGAGACUCCAUCGGAUUUUGUCGCGACAGAUAUCACAGUAUCAAGGACGUAUGUUGUUUGUGAGGAGGAUCAUUGCAUCCCUAAGCAAGGACAGCUCGCUAUGGCGGGGGCUAUGGGAGGCGGCGUUGUCAUGGAGACUAUCAAGUCUGGACAUGUACCGUUUCUAAGUGAAGACGCCAUGUUGAAGGUGGUUGACAUUGUCGAGAAAGUUGCUCAAUAA